This is a messenger RNA of Lathyrus oleraceus (garden pea), 907 nucleotides long. Its product is annotated as glutathione S-transferase. The coding region runs from base 138 to 800 and encodes 220 amino acids. Lineage: Eukaryota; Viridiplantae; Streptophyta; Magnoliopsida; Fabales; Fabaceae. The transcript is spliced from 3 exons. Gene Ontology annotation, biological process: glutathione metabolic process. The record is from RefSeq and is a predicted model, not a curated record. Gene Ontology annotation, molecular function: glutathione transferase activity; glutathione binding. Gene Ontology annotation, cellular component: cytoplasm.
AAUCUACAGCAACUUUUCCUUUAUUUCCUUCAAGAGUUAGGAAUCACUAAGGGUAUUGCAUUUGAGUGAAAGUUAGUGUACAACAUCACAAGGGCAGAGUAUUGCAUUUGAGUGAAAGUUACAAGUGUACAAGAACAAUGGCAACUCCAGUGCAAGUGUACGGACCAGCCUUAUCGACGGCGGUUUCCAGAGUGUUGACAUGUCUGAACGAGAAAGACAUUCCAUUCCAACUUGUUCCUGUCAACAUGUCCAAAGAAGAACACCGAAGCCCUGAUUUCCUCAAAAUCCAUCCAUUUGCCCAAGUACCUGCAUUUCAGGAUGACCACAUUUCCCUCUUCGAGUCUAGAGCCAUAUGCCGGUAUGUUUGUGAGAAACACAUAGAGAAAGGAAACAGGGAACUGUACGGUACAAACCCACUGGCAAAGGCAUCUAUAGAUCAAUGGUUGGAGGCUGAAGGACAGAACUUCAACCCACCCUCAUCAACUCUGGUCUUUCAGCUUGCAUUUGCUCCUCGAAUGAAGGUUAAGCAAGACGAAGGAGCAAUCAAACAGAGUAAAGAAAAGCUCAAGAAAGUGCUUGAUGUGUACGAUAGGAAGCUUGGGGAAACUCGUUACUUGGCCGGUGAGGAAUUCACACUCGCAGAUCUUUCGCAUCUUCCCAAUAUUCAUUACUUGGUGAGUGCUGAUGAUGAUACGGCUUCUCUCUUCACUUCUGAGAGAGAGAACGUGAGGAGGUGGUGGACGGAGAUAUCCGCGCGCGAGUCAUGGAAAAAGGUUGUUGAUUUGUACCCAAAACCUUGACUUCAGAUCAACAGAUUAGCUUUCUUUACUUUAUAUAUUUGCCAUUUCCAAUGUGGUUGUUGACACACCUCCUUUAUUUGUAUCUUGAAAAUCUACUAUUCUGGUCA